UAUGGGUUUUUCCGACAUGUAUACGCAUGUUUCUAUUGGCUGCGCAGUUUUAUUUGGUGCUCCCUCUGGCGGUGAACCACUAAAGUAACUGUGACUACUCCAAAAUUUGAUUUAUCAAAGAUGUCGGAACAAGAUAUACCUAGAUACAGAACAGCUUUAGCUGUGGCUAUCAUGAAUGGUACUGACUCCAGUCAAGCAUUGACAGACUUGUUGUAUGCUGAUGUACCACUGAAUGCCAAGUUCCAGGCUGUAGAUUUUUGUGAACUGUUGUCAAACAAUGCCGAGUCUGCAGUAACUCUGAAGAAAUUGAUGCAAGCUAUGAGUAUAUUGGAGAAGUAUGCUCGACAUUUAAUGAAGCCGACGGAACAGCGCUCAAACAUGUGGCGACAUAUAAAAUACAGUAACAAUAUUUUCCGUGAGAGGGUUAAUGCUAUAAAGGGUGGAAAGUACAUAAUGCACUUGAUGGGAUAUACUGAAAAUCGGCCUGACGGUGUAGCGUUUCCGGAUGGUGCUGAGCCGAAUCCUGAUCGUAUCCUUCAUUUGCUUGUCGAUCUGGUUGAGGGACGUAAAGAACUAGAGACAUUCUUAGAAGGGAAUCAUCCAAAACCAGAAAUUAUUGAACGAUAUCUUACACCACAGCUUAUGUCAUCCUUACAGAGUGAUAUAACAACUGCAGAGAAUACAGUUGGUUCCCAGCAGGGAAUGCAAAAUGUAAUUCCUGGCUCAGAAUUUGUACAGAGCCAGUCCCAACCAAGUAUUCCUGCACCAUUAGUGCAACCAGGUUCAGGCCUAAUGCAGCAAACAUUCUCACAGUCUUCUGUCCAAGACAACAUGGGAACCAGACCAAAAACCACCAGCUCAAACUUUACACAACCAUCUCAGUAUGCCGAACCUAAUUUGCCAUUAGGGCCAGAAGUUAGACAACCAUAUCCAAAUGCCAAUCAAAUACCACAAAGGGCCACUAACUACCCCCAAGUUACUUACCAAAAUGAACAAGGAGUUCAAGGUGAAAUGGGGAUAGUUGACCUUCAAAGUAAUAUUCAAGGUCAUCAGCAUCUUGGUCCUACAGACUUUCCAGGUCAAGGUUACAUCUUAGGUAGAAAUGUGCCUGAUCAAAGACAUUUAGCUGAUUCUUACCAGCAAGGUCAAGGUGAAUUUAAUAUCCAAGGUCAAGGUCAGAGUGAAAGUAGAAGCAUUCAAGGUAACAACAGUUUGCAGUCUAACCAACAGUACCAGCAGAUGCAACAAAGACAGAUGGCAGAUCAAGGGGGGAUGCAGAAUACUGAGGGACCAUCAGAAGGAAAGAUUGAGGUUGAAUCAAAGAUUCCAAGUAUAGCCUGUGAUAUAUGUGGUGACAACCAUGCGGUGGUUAUAUGUAAAGUAUGUGAUAACAAACAGCUGUGUAAAGAUUGUGAUGUAAAAUGGCAUAACCAUCCAAAACGUCAGAAUCAUAAAUUAGAAUAUAUACACCCAACACUUGAUGAUGGAAGACAACCAUCUUGUUCAUCUGAACAAAGCAAAAUGUCAGACCCUAGAAUGCAAGGAGGGUCUCCAAUGUCAGUUUACACAAUGCAGCGGGAACCAGCACAUCAGGUUCAACAAGGUUACAGUUUACAGAGCCAGGAACCUUCUAGAACAGCUCAAGUAGGGUACAAUUUGCAGGGCCAGGAACCAACCAAGUCACCCCAGUACAAUAUGCAGGGCCAGGAACCAUCAAAGUCACCUCAAUACAAUAUGCAGGGCCAGGAACAAUCAAGAUCAGAUCAGAUAGGAUAUAAUAUACAGGGCCAGCAACCAUCUAGGCAGACACAAGGGUACCAUUUACCAGGUCAUACACAGACACAGCAGAUGUCUUUAAGUCUGCAGUCUCCCAACGAUCAACGUUCACAAAAUAUCAACAAUUUCCAAGCUCAAUAUGAUGCAAAAUCCAGCCCAUACAUGACGAUGGGUCAAAGUUCAAAUAUUAAUGUAUCAAGCCCGCCAAAUUCAGAACAUCCUAAUUCCCACACACAAGGCAGUUAUAUUUAUGGACAACCAACCAUCAUGGGACACAUGCCAGGAAGCAUCCACUAUCCGGUUUCUAGUGGAGUUUAUCAACAGGGACAACAUCCUUAUGCCAUGUCACCACAUUUGGUUCAAGGUCAAGUGGCGCAAUAUCCUCUUGGCUACCUGCCAAAUGUAUUUAUGCAGCAACAACAACCACAGAUGUCUAUGCAGGGAUAUCUGACUCCAGUUGCAUCAGCAGUUGCUAGUGUGCCAAGAGCAGAUAAUAUUAGGUCAGCAACUUUACCUAGGUCAUCUAGUACAAAUACAAUGUCUGCUGCUCCAGUUUUAGUCCAAAAUGUACGACAUUCGAUAUCUUCACCGAAGGUGUCAGAGUCAUCAGACACCUCGAAUAUUAGCAUGAGUAGUGUGAGUUCAACAAAUUCAGGGUCACGGUUACUGCCUAAGAUAAAAGCCAUUGGUGACCUUGAAAAACAGCAUGCAAAACUUGAGAUAAAUCUAAUGACCUUGAGAGAUGACCUGAAGGAGUGGGAAGAGAAGAUCAAUGAAAUUAUUCUUCAAAAUCCGAACUUUUUCCAAGAUGAAGAGUAUAAACGCUUAAACCGAAAGAAAAGAAAGCAUCUUCAAGAGGUUAAUGAGCUUCAGAAGUAUCAAGUAGAGUUAGAGCUUCUUCUUAAGGAAAAAGAACAGGAAGAAAUGGAAAUGAAAGGCAAUGAAGUUCAAUUACUUAAACAAAGAUUUAAUCAGAUCAAAACUGGAAGCUAUGAUAAUCCACCUUUGAAUUCUGAAGCAUACAUAGCUCCUGUUGCCUUGGAGCCGAUGGUUCCUGUAACCACUUCCUCUAGACCAGUCAAUUCAUCAGGCUUGGUACCAGCUGGUCCCGUGACUACAACCUAUCGUCCGCAUCAGCUACAGAAAAAUACGCAGUCUUCUGGAGAACCAAACUACGAGAAUUGUCCUCCGCUACGUAUUAAUAGUCUUGGAGAUGAUUUAUCUGAAGACAUUAAAAAAAUGCUUGUCUUCGAUGCAAAUCCUCAUGCUGUUGAAUCUGGUCUCGGCAAGAAAAUACCUAACCAUGCAGAAGUUGAUCCUAAUAUCUUUAUCCCACCAAAUUUAUCUAAUCAACAAGGAACCAACCAAGAUUUUCCUAAUGAAAAUUUAAUUGGUUUUAAGAAAGGCGGUUCAGAACCAAAUCUUCAACUUCCUUUAGCUGGAAACCAAGUUCAGGUGAAGAAAAGUCAGUCUACCGCAGAUCUUCCAAUGUGGCAAUGUGAGCAUUGCACCUUUUUGAACAAUUAUGAUACUAAAGCCUGUAUAAUAUGCUUUAAAACUUCGGAUAAUCCAAAAAGAAUUGAUCCAAAUAUGCCUGCAGAUAAUGAAGGGGGAGGUAAUGUGACAGAAACUUGUGAAUUUUGCACUGUUUUCAUGGAACCUGGAACACAAAUAUGUGGGGUUUGUGGAGAGACACAAACAAAGUAUAAAUUCAUUAGUCAGAAUGAGCACAUGCAGUUUGAACCAGAAAACCCGGCCAUAAGUCAAAACAUUGCAAACCAGUCUGUUGAGGAAAAUGCAGGGAACCAGCUUAUAGAAGACCAGAACAAAGGUGCAGGGUACCAGACAAUGAGUGGAAGACCAGGAAAGGUGAACCAGUCUGUAUCUGAUGCUACAGGAGACAGUGUAGCCACUGCAGCCUCAAAUGUUGGGAAAAUGAUAGAAGAAGAACAAGAUCAGGUUUACCUGGAAAAGAAAGCUGCACGAGAAAGGUUUGAAAAAAUGAAUAAAUCUCAGAUUGAUAUAGCAGCAGCAGGUUUAGAGAAUAUAAAUGCAGCAGAUGCACAGGGCGUGGCCACUGGUGCAGUGGGAGGAGCUAGUGGAGGCCCAGUAGGUGUGCCUAAAGGUACAAAGCAAAGUGUAGAGCAAUUAAAGCAGGAGGUUGUUCAGGAGUGGAUUGUAGUUGAUAAAACACCAGCAAAAGAGACUCCGAAAGGGAAUCUUCAACAAUCUUUAGAGAAAAGUCCUGUAAACA
This is a messenger RNA of Ruditapes philippinarum (Manila clam), 4030 nucleotides long. RefSeq lists its product as uncharacterized. Lineage: Eukaryota; Metazoa; Mollusca; Bivalvia; Venerida; Veneridae. The record is from RefSeq and is a predicted model, not a curated record. Gene Ontology annotation, molecular function: linear polyubiquitin binding; ubiquitin protein ligase activity; K63-linked polyubiquitin modification-dependent protein binding. Gene Ontology annotation, cellular component: LUBAC complex. Gene Ontology annotation, biological process: protein linear polyubiquitination.